Molecule: messenger RNA, 975 nt
Organism: Erinaceus europaeus (western European hedgehog)
Lineage: Eukaryota; Metazoa; Chordata; Mammalia; Eulipotyphla; Erinaceidae
Product: olfactory receptor 8D4
Exons: 2
Coding region: 1-975 (324 amino acids)
Biological process (GO): G protein-coupled receptor signaling pathway; sensory perception of smell
Cellular component (GO): membrane
Molecular function (GO): G protein-coupled receptor activity; olfactory receptor activity; odorant binding
Source: RefSeq, a predicted model, not a curated record
AUGGGCAGGAGAAACCACUCCACUGUGACCGAGUUUCUUCUUUUAGGACUCACUGAGCAACCAGACCUUCAGCUGCCCCUCUUCUACCUCUUCUUAGGGAUUUACACAGUCACUGUGGUGGGAAAUCUCAGCAUGAUCUUAUUAAUAGGGCUUUCGUCUCAGCUUCACACCCCCAUGUACUAUCUCCUCAGCAGUUUGUCUUUUUUAGAUUUCUGCUAUUCUUCAGUCAUAACCCCCAAAAUGCUGGUAGGGUUUUUAUUCCGAGAUAAAGUUAUCUCCUAUUCUGGAUGCAUGACUCAGCUGUUCUUUUUCUGCAUCUUUGUUAUUUCUGAGUGCUACAUGUUGGCAGCAAUGGCCUAUGACCGCUAUGUUGCCAUCUGUAGCCCCUUGCUCUACAAUGUCACCAUGUCCCCCCAGGUCUGUUCUCUGCUGGUGGCUGGUGUCUUCACUAUAGGCAUUACUGAUGCCAUGAUUCAUGGAGGUUGUAUCCUAAGGCUGGAUUUCUGUGGAUCCAAUGUCAUCAAACACUAUUUCUGUGACAUUGUUCCUCUUAUUCAACUCUCCUGUUCCAGCACUUCCCUUGAUGAACUUUUGAUCUUCAUCAUUGGCGGCUUUAACAUGGUCACCACAAGCCUCACCAUCAUUGUCUCCUAUGGCUUCAUCAUCUCCAGCAUCCUCCGCAUCAGCUCCAAGGAGGGCAGGGCCAAAGCCUUCAGCACCUGCAGCUCCCACCUGACAGCAGUUCUGAUAUUCUAUGGGUCUCUCAUGUCCAUGUAUCUCAGACCUGCUGCCAGCAGUUCUGGAGCCCAGGACAAAGCAACCUCAGUAUUUUAUACCACUGUGAUUCCCAUGCUGAAUCCUCUGAUUUAUAGUCUGAGGAACAAGGAAGUGAAAAAUGCAGUGCUAAAACUCUUAAUUAGUGUCCAAAAGAGAAAUGUACAUCUUGUCAGUUUCAUUAUAGGUAACUAUGAAUGA